AGUUUUCUUGACUGUUAAUGUUUUUUCUUGCCAACUGAAAAUAAAAAUGGAAGAAUUUGAAUCAAUGAAUAAUCAAAAGUUUUUGAAGGCUGAAGUUGGUGAUGAUACUCAAAUAGAAGUAAAAGUAAUAGAUACAGAUGGUACUUUUAGUUCACAUCCUAAUUUUGAAGAGAUUCGACAGAUUCAAUCUAAAUUUGUUGAAGAAAGAAAUUGGGACCAAUAUCAUCAGCCUAGGAAUAUAUUAUUAGCAUUAGUUGGUGAAGUUGGUGAGCUAGCAGAACUCUUCCAGUGGCGAGGUGAAGUAAAAGAAGGUUUGCCUGAUUGGACUGAUGAAGAUAAAGAACAUCUAAGUCAAGAACUUAGUGACGUCUUAAUUUAUCUACUUCGUUUAAGUGAAAAAUGUCAUAUUGACUUACCAAAAGCUGUGCUAAAGAAAAUAGUCUUAAAUGAACAAAAGUAUCCUGCAUCCAAAGUUUAUGGCUCUAAGAAAAAGUAUUCGGAAUAUGAUUCUUCAAAUAAUGCUUCUGUUGCUCAAAAGGAGUGAUUUAUAAUUAAAAUGAAUACUAAAAGUUUUGACUGGAAAUUUCAAAACAUCUUUGCUAGAGGAUUUUCUAUGAUUUUUUAACACAAUGAAUG
This is a messenger RNA of Argiope bruennichi, 636 nucleotides long. RefSeq names its product dCTP pyrophosphatase 1-like. Gene Ontology annotation, molecular function: nucleoside triphosphate diphosphatase activity. Lineage: Eukaryota; Metazoa; Arthropoda; Arachnida; Araneae; Araneidae. The transcript has 5 exons. The coding region runs from base 47 to 544 and encodes 165 amino acids. The record is from RefSeq and is a predicted model, not a curated record. Gene Ontology annotation, biological process: nucleoside triphosphate catabolic process.